AUGAGUAGUGUGGAACAUGGAGGGAAGAUCAGAAUCAAACCUGGAUUAAAAAAAUACGGCUGUGAUUUCACUCUGGAUCUGAACACAGCGCAGCGUCGUCUCUCUCUGAGUGAGGAGAACAGGAGGGUGGAGUUUAGAGAGAAGCUGCAGUCGUAUCCUGAUCAUCCAGAGAGAUUUGAUUGGUAUCAGCAGGUUCUGAGUAGAGAGAGAGUUACUGGUGUUACUGGACGCUGUUACUGGGAGGCUGAGUGGAGCGGAGGAGGAGGAGCUGAAGUAGCUCUGAGUUAUAAAACCAUCAGCAGGAAAGGAGACGGAUUGAACUGUAAGUUUGGAGAGAAUAUAAACUCCUGGAGUCUGUUCUGCUCUGAUAACAGAUACUCUGUUCAACACAAUAAUAACAGAACUGAUCUCUCCACUCCUCCCUCCGGCUGUAGGAGAGUAGGAGUGUAUGUGGACUGUCCCUCCGGCACUCUGUCCUUCUACAGAGUCUCCUCUGAUACACACACACCCUCUCACACUCUCACACACUUACACACUCUCACACACUCACCCUCACCCUCACACACUCUCACACACUUACACACGUUCUACACCACCUUCACUCAGCCCCUCUAUGCAGGGUUUUUGGUUUAUGGUUCUGGCUCUUCAGUGCGUCUGUGUAAGAUAGAAUAACCCUGUGUGUAACAGAGAUUCGGUGUGUGUGUGUGUGUGUGUUUACAAUGCUAUACUUGUGAGGACCACCGCAAGUUUUAGACCUUUUGAGUG
Astyanax mexicanus (Mexican tetra) is the source of this 765-nucleotide messenger RNA. RefSeq names its product neoverrucotoxin subunit alpha-like. Bases 1 to 672 code for a protein of 223 amino acids. The record is from RefSeq and is a predicted model, not a curated record. Gene Ontology annotation, molecular function: protein binding. NCBI's taxonomy places the organism in Eukaryota, Metazoa, Chordata, Actinopteri, Characiformes, Acestrorhamphidae. The transcript has 3 exons.